Messenger RNA from Linum trigynum, 2538 nucleotides. Lineage: Eukaryota; Viridiplantae; Streptophyta; Magnoliopsida; Malpighiales; Linaceae. The record is from the annotation of a GenBank genome assembly.
GCCAAACUUGGCCGUCAACUUAGAAAGAAUCAAAGUACGAAUGAAGUCGCUGGUAGUAGUAGGCGGACUGGCAAAGUUAAACGGCCACACAAACUCGUCCCCCUUCAAUUCGGCAAUUCCUCCGCCUCCACGGAUUGCCGGCCCGGCCGUUUCAUCCUGCACUACUCCAUAGUCCAUACCAUCCUCCGAUUUAUGAAGCUCGGGUGUCUCGGUCCUUUGUGUGAAUCCUUUCCCGUCUUUACAAUCCACACCCCUUUCUCCAGCUGAGUGAAGAACCACGUUUCAUUCUUCCGCCGGUCAAUUCGAGGUCAACCCUUCAAUUCCUUCCGCUCCACUCGAUUAACAGCUCGGUACCGUUUAGUUUCGUAUGCUGUUUUUUCCCUUUCGCAUUUCUACUUGUUCUUGCACGUCCCAGCGACCUGCUUCAUUGAUUCCCUGUGCCACAACUUGUGUGAAUAGUAGACGAUUGUCAAUCAUAAGGAAAGGUUGUUCUGGGUCGUGAUUUACUCAUGAUCCUUCAGUUUCUAUAUAAUAUGCAUUAACUUGAAAGAGGUUUAGGCAAUUUUGAGGCAAUUUUGAUUAUGUGGGUCGUUUAGAUGAAUGAGACCCAGAAUGGGGAUUUGUAGAACCGAGUUACUUAGGAGAGAGAGGUAUUAGAUUAUAGUUUCCAGGAGAAGUAUUUAUAUUUUGGGUAGGAAAAAGGACAGAGAGGGCUGAACCAAGGAUGAAAAGAGAAGGAUUUCAGGCCUAUAAAUUUGAAUAUUCUCGUUCGUUUAAUAUUAUGAGACGAUUGGAACGCAAAUAGCUUGUUAAUGUACUCUAUUAUCAUGCAACGUUUUAGUUUCUUUAGAGUAUUCGUUCUGUUUAGUUAUUGAGUUAGAAAAGCCAUUCCUCCAGAUUUUUGCCUCCUGACAGAUUUUGCAGGGUUCUUCAGAAGGAUAACUAUAUACUUUAGUUGUUUUGUUUCUCUGGAUUUGUUAUCUUGCGUUAUCUCUGAUCCUUUUUGCUGGCAAUCGGUCGAUCAUCCCAGGGUGAUGGAGGGAUAUGAUGAAAUCCCCAUCUUGAGUUCGGACGGCCAGAAGGAUAUAGAGAUGGUCAUCCCUCCCAACGAAAAGACCAUCUCUGAUGUGGAUUCCCGACCAUCCAGCGGAUGCGUUUGUGCCUUCUCCAAACAUGUAGAUGAUGUUCAUGAAUUAGAGGAUAGAUCCAAGGCAGCUGUAAAACUAUCUGGGCUGAUGAUUUUCUAUUUGAUGGUUAUGACAGUUGAGAUUAUAGGUGGUGUAAGGGCCAACAGCCUUGGAGUUAUCACAGAUGCAGCACAUUUGCUCACCGACGUAGCUGGCUUUGCUGUAUCGCUCUUCACAGUGUGGGCUUCGGGUUGGAAAACCACUUCAGACCAGUCUUUCGGGUUCAGUCGCCUUGAGGUCCUUGGGGCCCUGCUCUCCGUACAACUCAUCUGGCUCAUCUCUGGAGUCCUAAUCUACGAGGCAGUGAACAGAAUCCUUCACAAGCAAGCAGAAGUCAAGGGUGGACUCAUGUUUGGGAUUGCUGCAUUUGGGUUCAUAAUCAACUUGAUCAUGGUCAUAUGGCUUGGUCAUGAUCAUCACGGUCACGCCCACGAUCAUGGUCAUAGUCAUGAUCAUAAUCAUCACCAUCACAUUCAUGAUCAUGAUCAUAACAUGAACCAUUUGCCUGCUAGAAAAGAAGACCAGGUAGAAGAGUCAGAGUUGGACCUGGUGUUAGGGUCUCCAAAAAAGGCCAAGUUGCUGAACAUCAACAUCCAGGGUGCUUAUCUUCAUGUAAUGGCUGAUCUAAUCCAGUCUGUUGGAGUAAUGAUCGCCGGAGCAGUCAUAUGGGCGAAGCCAGAGUGGUUGAUUGUUGAUCUUAUCUGCACCCUGGUGUUCUCCACGUUUGUACUGUUCACAACAUUGCCUAUGCUCAUGGAUAUCUUCAACAUACUUAUGGAGAGGACCCCACGCGACAUAAACCUAGUCAGACUGGAGAAUGAUCUGAAGUGCAUCAGAGGGGUUCGAGAAAUCCACGACAUCCACGUCUGGUCUAUGACAGUCGGUAAGCGGGUCCUGACUUGCCAUGUGAUAGCCGAGCCAGAAGCUAGCGCCAGGGAGAUGGUCAAUAGGAUUAAGGAUCACUGUGAGAAAAUGUAUGGCAUUUGUCAUUGUACAUUCCAAAUUGAGGUCUAAGGAAACAACCUGUAAAACAUUUUUUUAUCGUUUGGCUUUACAUAGCCCAUUGACACAAGUUUUGUUAUUGCGGCCAAGGGAAGGAGCUGUUUGAUUUCCUCAAUCAUUUGAAUUUGGAUCAGUGUAUGUAUAUAGCUGCAGAUGUGGUUUGACAACCCGGAUAUGUUGUUCAUAGAGUCUGUGAGAAUGUGUUCAUAACACCUUGGGUCCGUCAGAUUGGGGAGAGCGCUAUGAGCACCUGUGAGCACUAGGGGUGACCAAAAUGAACCGUUACUAGAUUCACCCGUCCAAUCCAAUCUAGUCAAAUUUACCGCUAAAAUUAAAUUUUAAAAUUGGG